Messenger RNA from Habropoda laboriosa, 547 nucleotides. RefSeq names its product coiled-coil domain-containing protein 115-like. The transcript has a single exon. NCBI's taxonomy places the organism in Eukaryota, Metazoa, Arthropoda, Insecta, Hymenoptera, Apidae. Bases 44 to 547 code for a protein of 167 amino acids. The record is from RefSeq and is a predicted model, not a curated record. Gene Ontology annotation, biological process: vacuolar proton-transporting V-type ATPase complex assembly. Gene Ontology annotation, cellular component: extrinsic component of endoplasmic reticulum membrane.
UACACUUUAUAAUAGAUUGACAGUUGUCAUAACAAUACACAAUAUGCAUGAAGGUAUAGAUGAUAUAUGUAGGGCAAUUGAUGACAAUUUAUUGCGUAAUUUGGAACUGAUGCAAGAAAAAGUUAAUGUUAAUGUACAAAUGGAAAACAUACUACGUGAUGGUUACAUUGAAUUAGCUAAGGCAAAAUACAUACGUGGCAAAGAAAGCAUAAGUGUCUUACAGGUUCCUGUUGAUGACGAGAAAGUUGUUUCUCUAUUUGAAUUAGAAACAAAAUUAACAGAAGAAACUGGCAUAAUAAUUCCAAAUUUUGACAUAAGCUUAAAAACUUUGGGUAAAGGUGAAGAUGAGAUACAAGAUCCUAUCAAGUGGUUUGGAGUAUUGGUUCCACAGAGUUUAAGAAUUGCACAAAAACGUUUUCAAGAAUCCCUUUGCCUUGCUGUAAGAGCAGCAAAUAUACAAGCAGAAGUUACUUCUGUAUUAGAUAAAUUACAAUCUUUGUAUUUUUUAAAACAUACUUCCUGUCCAGUUGAUGUCAUUCAAAAAUAA